AUGGGGGAGCACCCGCACAAUCACAAAAUCACCUGCACGCUUCCCCAACACCAGUUCUCGAGACACCCGCCACAAAAUGUCCACACCUUUACACGCAACACACCGCCAUCGGUCGAUUCCGAAGAGAACGAGAAGAGGCCACUAGAUCUUAUACAACGCUUGGAGAAGAAACUGGCGGAAUACAACGCGUCCCAGAAUGUAUUCAAGAGAUGGCUUUUCGAGAUGGUCAGUUGGGUGGUGAGCGCAUCUUGCAUGGGUGCCAUCAUUGGUAUCUAUAUAUCAAUCAGCGGAGAGGAGAUGACCAAGAGCGAACAAUUCCUCACCAUGGCCAACAUCUUAGGCAAGGUGGCAUCCGCUGCCCUUAUCGUACCGACCUCUGAGGCACUCGGACAGCUGAAGUGGCAUUGGUUUCACGAGUCCAAGGCGAUGUGGGACUUCGAGAUCUUUGACAAGGCAUCCCGCGGCGCCUGGGGUGCUGCGCUACUCCUAUUCCGAACGAAAGGAAGAUCACUUGCUGCGUUGGGGGCACUUCUCAUCGUGCUACUACUUGCCAUCGACACAUUCUUCCAGCAAGUGGUAACUUAUCCGGAUCAUUGGGCUAUGCAGAACUCUUCCGCUUCGAUCCCAGUCGUCAAGCAGUACCGUCCACCUCAACUCAAGCUAUACCUCAAAGGUCAAGAACUGUUGACGUACGAUGAGUUGACUGCUGCUACCGUUAAGAAGUACUUCUAUGGGAACGGCACGCGAUCUACACAGCUGGGGCGAGGCAUUCGUCCUGAAAUUCCCUUGUCGUGCCCUACUAGCAAUUGUAUUUUCCCAGAGUACGACACUCUUGCAACGUGCAGCAGCUGCGCGGAGGUCUCUCGCAGUCUAAACAUUACUCACGCAUGUCUCAACACUACGAUCGACUGGAGUGCCAACUACCAAGGCCCGAUAGAUAGUGUUCCAUAUCCAAACGGGACCGUGUGUGGGUAUUUCCUCAACAUCACAUCGAGUACACCGCUCCUUCUCUCGGGAUACGUGGUACAAGAAAAUGGAACGACAAACACUACUGGCGAGGCUCUGUUGAUGCGCACAGUUCCUCUUAGCGACUUCUGGACUCGAGACCCCUACUACGGUUCGGGUUCCGUCGCCUUUAAAGACAUCCGUUAUCCGAUAUAUGACGGUCUUAUCUCUUCCGCGGCGAAUGGUCUUGACAGUGUGUUCCAGCACGAGCCUCCUGUAGUUCACGAAUGCGUAUUAUCGUGGUGUGUUCAACGUAUGCGGUCAUCUUAUGAAUCGGGCAUAUACAGUGAGAGCAUUCUCUCAACGCAUCUGAACUUAGCGACCGGCCCAGCACCAUGGCCUUGGAUCGUCACGAAAAUGGAGGCUGGUACGGAUUUUGUUUACGCACUCAACGUAACUCUCGAGGUGCCAUCGCAAAGCUUGCCAGGUUCGACUUUGCCAGGCCCCAACGUUACAUAUUCAGUCUGGAACGAAACCAUCUCCAAUGUCAACGCUAUCUGGGACGACUUCUUUCCGGCGUCUUACACAACCAAUGAUUCAGCGACGCAACCUGUACUUAGAUUUCAGAAUUACGAAGCAGGCCCCUAUACCCGGAUUCUGGAAUUUAAUCCCUGGCUAGCACCUAACAACGUCACCCACCAUAUGGAGAGGCUAGCAACAGACAUGACUAACAUGAUUCGGUCCAACGCUAAUAGUAACGAGAUGAUAGCCGGAAAAGCAUACAGUAUGGAGAAGUUUGUCCAUAUUAACUGGCUGUGGCUCAUCUUUCCGCUUCUACUACUCUUACUUAGCUUGGUGUUCUUGGUUGCUACUAUCGUCAAAACGUCCAAGGACACCGAGACGGGUAUAUGGAAGACUUCGGCGAUGCCAGCAUUGAUAUACAGCCUCCCCAAGGAGACACAGAAUAAGCUCAGCCCGGAAUCAAAGUGGAACGACGCCCACGAGAGCAGCAGGAAGGUUCGGAUCAAACUGCAACCGAACAGGGGCUGGAGAGUCUCUGGCAUCAGCCACGUGAGCACUUCACCACAGUUACCACGGCCAGCUGUCCAGGCACCGCGCGGUUGGAUAUGA
Messenger RNA from Alternaria hordeiaustralica, 2076 nucleotides. RefSeq lists its product as uncharacterized. NCBI's taxonomy places the organism in Eukaryota, Fungi, Ascomycota, Dothideomycetes, Pleosporales, Pleosporaceae. Bases 1 to 2076 code for a protein of 691 amino acids. The transcript is spliced from 2 exons. The record is from RefSeq and is a predicted model, not a curated record.